Messenger RNA from Halichondria panicea, 1618 nucleotides. Its product is annotated as centrosomal protein POC5-like. Lineage: Eukaryota; Metazoa; Porifera; Demospongiae; Suberitida; Halichondriidae. Gene Ontology annotation, cellular component: centrosome. The transcript is spliced from 7 exons. Bases 1 to 1518 code for a protein of 505 amino acids. The record is from RefSeq and is a predicted model, not a curated record.
AUGCAAUACAUUAAUUUUGUGAAAAUAAUUUUUAGUGCACUGAACUACUAUUGUUCCAACCUUGGAAAGGUCAAAGGUCACCGUGUUUUACUGCACGUGGGCAAUAAUUUCGAAAAUCAGGAAAAGAUGGAUUCUGACAGCGAGCAGACUGGCCUCUCUUCACUGGACCUGGGCUCAGAGAGCAGAGGAAGCUCUGUCUCUACGGCCCUAAGGGAAGAAUACGAAGACUUGCUGCGCUACGCAGUGGUAACGCCGGUUGUAGACCUCUCCAACAAGGGACUAAAAUCUAAUAAGAUGUCUAAAUCUCAGUACCAUCCCUCAUCCAUCGUGCCCCCUCAACCACAGUCACCAUAUACACCGAUACAGCCUCAAGUGAACAAGGUGGCGUCAGACAUUAGUGACCCCAGUGACCUCCAACAGCCCUCAGAGCCACGCCUACCCCCUCCAUUCACAGCCAUGACAGUACAACAUGAAAUAAUAACACAGCCCAACAGAUCACAUGACACUCAUCACCAGUCACACGAUGUCCCUAGCGAGUCACAUGAUGAGUCAGUGGAGUCACAUGACGAGAUUGGCAUGAGGUCACAUGAUGUAGACCCGGAGAUGGUGAGAUUAGAGUCCCAAUUAGAUGGAUGGUGUUUGGACCUCAAACGAAACAUUCUGGCAGAGUUUGAGCAGGGUCGACUGAGAUUGCUCGAGAGGAGGGAAGCUGAUCACCAGAGGGAGAGGCAACAACAUGCCUAUGAGCUUGGUGAGGCUCGUGCUCAGUUGGAACAGUUCAAAGAACUAUUGGUUACGUAUGAACAGUCAAUAGGUCGGAAGGACCACGUCAUAGCCAACCUCACGGCAGCACUCCAGAAACAGAAAGAGCGCGUGGAACUCCAGCGAAGCUUUGGCUCUUGGAAGCUGCGUCACUCCGAUGAGAGAAGAGAGGCAUUCACUGGUGUCCUAGCCAAGAAACAUCAUAAUAUGAGGGUCAAAGGUCGUGUGUGGGAGGCGUGGUUUGGUAUCAUUCAGUCACGAUGGAAACAAAGAGUGGAAAAAGCUUGUAAAAGCAAAGCGGAGGAGGUGUGUGUUCAGCUGAGUGGAGAUUAUGAGGAGCAAUUGGAGGCUUUGGGGCGGUCACUGGAGGAGUCUUCAGUUGAAGUACAGAGGCUCAAAGCAGAGAGAGAUUUGUACGAGGAGAACAUGAAGAAAGCGUUCAUGCGAGGAGUGUGUGCACUAAAUAUGGAAGCCAUGUCAAUGUUCCGAUAUCGAGAUGCUGAUGACAGUAACCAUAGCAAUGGACCAAGUAACCAUGGAGACGAGAACAAUACUCCGGAAGAUGUUUUGCCAUCAUGUGAAGAUAAUGACCAUAUUCAACACACUCCUACCCCGAGCAGUGACCCUCCACCUGCAAGGAAUGGACGUACCUCAGCUCCCGCAAGUCAUGUGACAAGAACUGCAAGUCAUGUGACAAACACGGCCAAGAGAGGUAGAGGUGCUUCAAGACCAGACGUUGUUGUUCAAAAACACUGACUGUUUUUUAUACACUGCAUCAUCCGUUGUACUAUUCUCCAUUACUUUUUGAACACUAUAAUUAUAAUUAUGUACAUGACAUUAUUCAUUUCACCACGAA